UUUAAUUAUUCCGCUUCUGGAUAUUUUUACUUUCAGAACCACCAUAUAACAAAAUCGUAUGCAAAUGAAAUAUAUUGUAAUUAAAUUUAGUUUUGUUGGUGAUAUAACGGACAGAGUAUUCUGGUACUGAUAGAUAUUUCGAACUAUUUUCAAUCACGGAAAGUUAUCAGUAAGUUUUUUACAUUCAGACGGACACCUGUUUUCCAUGACAGCGUCUCGAGAAGUUUGGAACUUUUGAAAAAUAAUGUCAGAAUAAAAUCAUGGAUGACGAGCGAAUAGAUUGGAUACGGCACCAAGUUUAUCUUGGUCUAGACAUUAACGAAACAGAUCUAGAGGUUUUUGAAGAACUAUUAGAUCGUGAUGAUGGUGUUUGGGAAAGAGAGCUGGGGAAAUUUUUGAAUGACACUCCAGAAGAAAAUGAAUCGUCGAUUGUUUUCUAUAAAAUCACGAAGGAGGAAGAAGAGGAAGUAGAAGUUGAAUGUGAGCCUGAGAUCCCAGAUAUAACACAAGAAGAAGAGGCUGCAGAAGGUGAAGGUGGUGAACAAGCUCAGGGCGAUGCAGCACCAGCAGAGGAUGCUGAACCCAAAGAGCAAGCCCUAGGAGUUUCUACCCCCACAGGCGAGGCUGAGGAAGGUGCAAAGAAAGGUGCAAGUGGUAAGAAGAGGCGUAAAGCCAGCACACCAGGAGGUGAGGCCAAGUCUGAAACUCCUACACCAAAACCUGAGGCACCUACACCUGAAGUAGCUGAAUCAAAGAAUGAAGAGGAAGAAGAAGGUGAAGGGGAAGAUCAAGAGGAAGAGGACAAGGCCCCUAGAACAAAAAUAGUUGUGCAGAAAGUGUUGAGAACAUACCUGUACAUGUGUUACCAGCAUCUACCAGAGGAAUUUGCUGAUCAUGACAGCAUGUACUUUAUACGUAACACACCUGGUAUGGUGCCUCUACCCAAUACCAAGGAAGAAGCCCAGGAAAGUUUACCUAACUACUUUGAGAUGGGAAUUUUGAAUGGACAUUCACUUGUCAUGUUGGAGCACAUUAUUGCCCAGGUGUACAUGCCCCUGCUAUCAUACAACCAGCACAGAAAUGGUGAAGUAAAAGAGGGCAAAAGUCGCCCAGAGACUCGGACUGACACCCGGGCAUCACAUAAAACUGAAGAGGAAGAUAACAAAGAAGGUGAAAAGAAAGUGAAUGUCGCAGAGUCUCGUGCUAAAGCCAUGUUAAGAGAUGAAUUUCUCAUCAGUAUGCAGAAGUUUUCAGCAAGUAUUACUCGUACAAUUCAGCAGAUUGAGGGAGAAGUAAGACUAGAAGUUCCGGAGAUGGAACUUGGUGACAAUAUUGAUGAAAUUGUAGCCAACUCUGAACUGAUGGACCAGAUUAGAGAAGUUUGUCAUGAAUGGACAAAACAGAUCAGAGGUGCACUAGAACUUCAGCUGAAGAAAGUCCCACAUGGUAAAGGUCCUUUGGCAGAGAUUGAUUUCUGGAGGGAGCGUAAUGCAGCCUUGAGUGCUCUUACAGAACAGCUUAAAAUCCCGCAGGUUGCUAAAAUGUUAGAAGCAUAUUCCCACCUUGAGGCUGACUUUGAUGAUGUUAAAUCUGAACUGAAUAAAUAUUAUGUAGAAGCUAAAGACAAUGUCAGAUUUCUUUCAACCCUUGAACGACAUUUCAAGAACAUAGCUCAUGGAGCAACAUUUCAGGUAGUCAUAGAAACAAUACCGUCAAUGAUGAAUGCGUUACGUAUGGUGUGGAUUAUUUCCCGACAUUAUAACAAAGAUGAGAGAAUGGUUCCGUUGAUGGAAAGAAUUGCAUGGGAGCUGGCUGAAAGAGUUGAUAAAGUCAUUAACAUCAGGAAUAUCUUCAAAGAUACAACUGAUGAAGUUAAGAGAAGAACUUCUGAGGCAAAGAGAAUGUUGCAGGUAUGGAAGGAAAGUUAUUUUGAGGUUAGAGCAAAGAUCGAGCAGUCUGGACGAGAUCAAAGAUGGGAGUUUGAUAGAAAGAAGCUGUUUGAGAGGACUGACUAUAUGUCUAAUAUCUGCCAGGACCUAUAUGAUGUUGCUCAGGUGCUAGAAGAGUUUUACAACAUAUUUGGACCAGAGUUGAAGGCAGUUACAGGAGAUCCAAAACGUAUUGAGGAAGUACUUGUGAGAGUUGAUGCCCUUGUAACCCCACUGGAGGAGGUUGCCUUUGAUCCUUUUGUUAUCCGCCACUCCUCUUCAUGGAAGAGUGUUAUGGACCACUUCAACAGGGAGGUUGUUGCCAUUGAAAAUGAAGCAAAGAUGUUUAUAGACGAGUCCUUCCAGUCACUGAGAUCUGCCGAGGGAGCAUUUAACCUGCUCCUGAAAUUCAAACAUAUCCGAUCUCGUGAGGCCAUUAAUGCUCAGAUGAUGCAGAAGUUUCGUGAUAUCUUAGUACAGUAUCAGAAAGAGGUGGACACUAUGGAGAAUUUGUUUAUGACACAGAGAGAUUCACCACCUCUACACAAGAACCACCCUCCUAUAGCUGGCUCUAUUUACUGGGAGAGAUCCCUGUUUCAUCGUAUCAAACAUGUCAUCAUUAGAUUCCAGUCAAUGGAAGAUAUGAUGCAGAGUGACAUGGGCAAGGCGACAAGAGCUAAGUACCUGAGUGUAGGUAAACAAAUGAAGCAGUAUGAGGACAGUCGAUACGAACAAUGGCGGGAACAUGUAGAACAAAUCCUACCUUCGUUACUGAAGAGGAACCUUAUCAUCAAACCUACACAUGCUCAACAAGUACAGCUACAACAACAACAACAGAAUGAGGAAGGUGCAUCAUAUAUGGUUGACUUUGAUCCAAUGUUAGCUGAGAUAGUUUCUGAGACUAAGUACAUGGAGCAGCUAGGCUUCUCUGUACCAGAGCUUGCCAGAAAUGUUGCCCUUCAGGAUGAGAAGUAUAUAAAGUAUGUAGAAAGUUUGACCCACAUGUUACAAAGAUAUAACAGGCUACUGGCCAGUCUUGAUCAUGCAGAGAGUGUAUUGUUAGAGGACCAUGUACGUGAAUUGCGACGUGUAAUUCGUCCCGGUGCUAAACGUCUGAACUGGAACUCCCUGGGUAUCAAAGAUUACUGCCAUAAAUGUGAACAAGCUAUAGCCAAGUUUGAGUCACUCGUGAAUCAGAUACAGAAGAAUGCCAAGGACAUUAAUCAACGUCUUGUGAUGAUUGAGAAUGCCAACCUCUUCAAGUCACCUCCACAGAAAUACCCAGACACACUGCCUGGUUGCAAGGAAUAUUUCGAGCAUAUAGAACGAGAACGGUCCAAGGACAGCGAGAUUCUUGCAAGGAAAUAUAGAGCUAUAGGUCCACUCCUUACAAAGAUGGAGGGUCUCGUUGUACAUACAAACUCUGGGAAAUCUCCCAAGUUACAUCAGUAUUAUGCUCACUGGGAGAAGAAAGUCUAUGAGGCACUGUUGAAGUUGGUUCUAAAUAAUCUGAAGAGAUUUGAGAUUGCUUUGAGAUCUGAGAAGCCACUGUUUCAAGUGGAGACCCUUCUAGCAGCACCCGAUGUUGUCCUACAUCCCCAGGCCAACGAGGUGUAUAAGCUCACACUUCAAUGUGUCAGAGACUGUGUUGAAUGCACAAAGCUGUUUGUGCGCUGGAUGAAUGGUACAUGUAUAGAAUGUCAGCCGCAGAAAGUGGAGGGCGAGGAUGAGCUGUAUCAGUUUACAUUCUUCACCGAUAUAUCCGUGAACAACGAGACAAUCGACACGGUGCAGACUAUACACUAUAACAUCAAGAAUACACUCACUAACAUGCAGAGAUACCUUAACAGGUGGAAGAAAUACAGGAGCAUCUGGAAGGUGGACAAGCAAGCCCUUGCAGACCGCUGGUUUCAGAAGGACCCAACUGUUGUAUCGUUUGACAACAAACUGCAGUAUUACUUCAAGACAAUAGAUGAAGUAGAGACUAUACCCGUAGUAAAGGAUCAGGAAUGUAUCAGACUAUACAUGGGUCCACUAGCUUCAUCUGUCAAAGAGCAUGCCAAACAAUGGAUUGGAUGUCUUGGUAAAUUGUUGAGAGAUUCGGCCAAGGAUAAUCUAUUCCAGCUCAGUGACAACCUAGAUACCAAGUCAGAUGAUUUAGAGCAGACUCCAAGCACACUUGAGGACCUGAAGUUUGUGUUGACUACAAUCUCCGACAUUAAAGCCAUGUCACUAGAGGUAGAGGACAAGAUUCGAGAUAUACAAGAGAGAUACAGGACACUCUCCAUGUAUGACAUCGAGGUUACGGAUCAAGAGAAAGAAUUACAAUGGAAGAUGCCACAGAUGUGGGAAGAUCUUGUCUGGAAAUCUAAAAAUGUUGAUGCUAGUCUCUUUGCCGUCAAGAAAAAAUUCAAAGAGAUAACACAAGAGCAGAUAAAGGGUUUCAGUGGGGAACUGAAGGAGUUUGCUGACAGAUUCUACUUGGAAGGACCUGGUGCUGUUGGACCUAAUCUUGACAAGGGUGUUGAGCUGAUGAAAGCAUAUCGUGUGGAGGUGAACAAGUACGAGGCAGAACGUCAAGAGUUAGCCAAUGCUGAGAAGCUGUUUGAUCUACCAAUAACAAUGUACCCGGAUCUUCAACAAGUACAGAAACAGAUGAAAGGUCUUGAGAUGAUCUAUGCCCUGUACGAGGAACAACAGGCUGCCAGGGAGCAAUGGUCAGAGACAUUGUGGGCCAAUUUGAACAUCCAGAUUCUACAGGAUGGUAUUGAAUCUUUCUUGAAGAACUUACGUAAGAUGCCACGUGAUGUGAGACAGAUGCCCGUAGCUCGAUCAUUAGAGGAGAAGAUGAAGGAGUUCAGAGAUUCACUGCCCUUGUUUGUUGACCUGAAACAUGAGGCUCUCAGAGAUCGUCAUUGGAAAGAGUUGAUGACAAAGACCGGACAGAAGUUUGAUAUUAACCCAGAGACAUUUACCCUGGCAAACAUCUUUGCUAUGGAGUUACAGAGAUACCAUGAAACCAUUGGAGAAAUUGUCACCAUGGCUAGCAAGGAAAUGGGAAUAGAAAAGGGAGUGAAAGAAAUAGAGGAAACAUGGAACAGUAUGAAGUUUACUGUUGUACCAUACAUGAAAGGAACAUCACAUCGUGGCUUUAUUCUCGGAGCCAUUGAUGAGAUUGUACAGAGUUUGGACGACAGUUCCAUGAACUUACAGAGUAUGUCUGCAUCAAGAUUUAUUGGUCCAUUCUUGAACAGUGUACAGAACUGGGAGAAGAGUCUGUCACAUAUCUCAGAAGUUCUUGAUGUAUGGAUGGUUGUUCAGAGAAAGUGGAUGUAUCUAGAGGGUAUCUUUAUUGGAGGAGAUAUCAGAUCACAGCUACCAGAGGAGGCCAAAAAGUUUGACCAGAUUGACAAAACAUUCAAAAAGAUUAUGACUGACACUCAUAAAGUACCGACAAUCAAGCUGGCAUGUCACGCCCAGAAUCGUCUACAAGAUCUCGAGGCACUCAGUAUGGGUCUUGAGAAAUGUCAGAAAUCUCUGAAUGACUACCUUGACUCCAAGAGAAAUGCCUUCCCAAGAUUCUUCUUCAUUUCUGAUGAUGAAUUGUUGAGUAUAUUGGGUAGCAGUGACCCUGAGUGUGUCCAGGAACACAUGAUAAAGAUGUUUGACAACAUCUCAUCACUGAGGUUCAGUAAGGGAAACAACAAUGAGGCUCUGGCUACAGCCAUGAUAUCAGCUGAGGGUGAAGUGAUGGACUUCCGUACCCAGGUGUCAGCUGAGGGUCGUGUUGAAGACUGGAUGACAAGUAUGCUGGAGGAGAUGAGGGCUACUAACAGGUUGAUCACCAAGGAGGCUAUCUUCUUCUAUUGUGAAAGCAAGAAAAGGGUAGAAUGGAUGAUGGGGUACCAGGGCAUGGUGUGUCUUGCUGGGAACCAGGUAUGGUGGACCUGGGAGGUAGAAGAUGUAUUUAACAAGGUGAAGAAAGGACAGAAAACAGCACUGAAAGAUUAUGCUAAAAAACUUCAUGGUCAGAUUGACGAACUUGUAAUAACUAUCCGUUCACAACUGUCAAAGAAUGACAGAUCCAAGUUUAACACUGUAUUGAUUAUAGACGUACAUGCUCGAGAUAUCAUUGACAGCUUUGUCAGAGACAGUAUCAUGGGGGCUAACGAGUUUGAGUGGGAAUCUCAGCUGAGAUUUUACUGGGUGAAGGAACCAGAUGAGCUGUUAGUAAGACAAUGUACAGGAGAGUUUGGCUACGGUUACGAGUAUAUGGGUCUUAAUGGACGUCUUGUUAUCACACCACUUACGGACAGGAUCUAUCUUACAAUAACACAGGCAUUGUCCAUGCAGCUUGGUGGAGCCCCAGCCGGUCCAGCUGGUACAGGUAAAACCGAGACCGUGAAAGAUUUAGCUAAAGCUCUUGGUCUGCUCUGCGUUGUCACCAACUGUGGUGAAGGUAUGGAUUACAAGGCAGUUGGUAAGAUUUACUCUGGUCUGUGUCAGUGUGGAGCGUGGGGUUGUUUUGACGAGUUUAAUCGUAUUGACGUCUCCGUGUUGUCUGUCAUCUCUACACAGCUGAAGACAAUUCAAAAUGCUCUCAUCCUGAAACUAAAGAGGUUUCAUUUUGAGGGUGUUGAGAUUAACAUGGAUCUUAGAGUUGGUAUAUUUAUUACCAUGAACCCCGGUUACGCUGGACGUACAGAGUUGCCCGAGUCUGUGAAGGCACUGUUCCGUCCUGUAGUUGUAAUUGUACCAGAUCUGCAACAAAUCUGUGAGAUCAUGUUGUUCUCUGAAGGUUUCCUUCUAGCAAAGGUUUUGGCAAAGAAGAUGACAGUAUUGUACAAACUUGCUAAGGAACAAUUAUCCAAACAAUACCAUUAUGACUUUGGUUUGAGAGCGCUGAAAUCUGUGCUGGUGAUGGCAGGAGAGUUGAAGAGAGGUGCCCCUGAUCUUCAUGAGGAUGUUGUACUGAUGAGAGCUUUGAGAGAUAUGAACUUGCCCAAGUUUGUGUUUGAGGAUGUACCACUCUUCCUUGGUCUUAUUGGUGAUUUGUUCCCUGGUCUUGACUGCCCACGUGUACGUUAUCCAAACUUCAACGAUGCUGUAGAGGGCAUUUUGGAAGAAAACGGUUAUGUUCUCCUUCCUGUACAGGUUGAUAAAGUAGUACAGAUGUAUGAGACAAUGAUGACACGUCACACCACUAUGAUAGUAGGACCUACAGGAGGAGGAAAAUCUGUUGUUAUAAACACACUAGCUCAAGCUCAAACCAGAUUGGGUACUCAUACCAAGUUAUUCACCAUCAAUCCUAAAGACAGAAGUGUGAUAGAGUUAUAUGGUAUACUGGAUCCAAUCACCCGUGACUGGACUGAUGGUCUGCUCUCCAACAUUUUCCGUGAAAUUAACAAACCGACUGACAAGAACGAGAAGAAGUAUAUUGUGUAUGACGGUGAUGUUGAUGCAUUGUGGGUAGAGAACAUGAACUCUGUCAUGGACGACAACAGACUGAUGACACUGGCCAACGGUGAAAGAAUUCGUCUACAGAAACAUUGUGCCAUGUUGUUUGAGGUGUAUGAUCUACAGUAUGCCUCGCCAGCCACUGUGUCUCGAUGUGGUAUGGUUUACGUUGAUCCAAAGAAUCUCGGGUACGAACCUUUCUGGACAAAAUGGUCAAAUUCACGUACAACAAAGGUGGAGAAGGACAACCUACAGAGAUUGUAUGAGAAAUAUGUACCAACAUUGAUUGACAUGGUGAUAGAAGGCGUGGUUGAUGGUCGUCAAGGAGAGAAGAUGAAAACCAUCAUCCCACUUACAAAUCUCAACCUUGUGACACAAUUGUCUCAUAUGUUAGACUCAAUCCUGGUGAAGGAGCUAAUUGAGGCAGAUGAACUAGAGGCAGUAUUUAUACAGUCCUUGAUCUGGUCUAUUGGAGCUGGCCUGGUGGAGGAAGGCAGGAUCAAGUUUGAUGCCCAGGUGAAAACUCUGGCAGCCAUGUCAAAUGUCACGGAUGAUGACAAAACUUUAGCUGGACUUGGGGAGCUCCCUUCAACACAUGAAACUUUGUAUGAAUAUUUCUGGGACUUGGAACAGAAGAAAUGGAUUCCAUGGGCCAAACUUGUACCAAAAUAUGUCCAUGCUCCUGAAAAGAAGUACAAUGAAAUUCUAGUACCUACAAUAGAUACAGUAAGAACAACAUGGAUCCUUAACCUGAUGGUCAGUAUCAAACGCCCAGUUGUGUUGAUAGGAGAGACCGGUACAUCAAAAACUGCAACUAUUGCAGAUUUCCUCCGUAAAAUAGAUCAGGAGUCUCAUCUGUUGUUGAACAUGAACUUUUCUAGCAGAACUACGUCCCUUGAUGUACAGCGUAACUUAGAAGCGAACGUAGAGAAGAGGACAAAAGACAUGUACGGUCCACCACCUGGCAAACGUCUCCUUAUCUUUAUAGAUGACAUGAACAUGCCUCAGGUUGACACAUAUGGUACACAACAGCCUAUUGCCCUGUUGAAACUGCUACUUGAGAGAGGAGGUUGUUAUGAUAGAGGUAAAGAUCUGAACUGGAAGAACAUGAGAGAUAUUGGUUACCUCGCUGCUAUGGGUAAAGCUGGUGGUGGUAGAAAUGAGACAGAUCCAAGAUUUGUAUCUCUGUUCUGUGUAUUCAACAUGACGUUCCCGUCAGAGGAGUCGUUAUUCAAGAUCUAUAAUUCUAUUCUGUCAGGACAUGCACAGGCCCUGUCUGCUGAUAUACAAGGAACUGUCUCAACUAUAACCAGGAUGACAAUGGCUCUUUACAGCAAAAUAAUCAAAGAUCUGCCACCAACACCAUCAAAGUUCCACUACAUUUUCAACUUGAGAGAUUUGUCUCGCAUCUAUCACGGAAUGUGUCUAACAACUUCAGACAGAUUUACUAAGAUUGAUCAGUUUGUACGUGUGUGGAGAAAUGAAUGUCUUCGUGUAAUCAGUGACAGACUGAUCAGUGAUACAGACAAAAACUAUCUAAACGAACAGAUCAAGGAAUUAUUGGAUGAUAAUUUCAAGAUGCAUACAGAGUAUGCCAUGCGUGACCCAUGUCUGUUUGGUGAUUUCCGUACGGCCCUGGAAGAGAGUGAACCAAGAUUGUAUGAGGAUAUCCAAGAUUACGAUGCUGCCAAAGCUUUAUUCCAGGAGAUUGCCGAGGAAUAUAAUGAGAGUCAUACAGCUAUGAAUCUUGUGUUGUUUGACGAUGCUCUAGAACAUUUAACACGUAUAUGUCGUGUAAUCCGUAUGGACCAAGGACACGCCCUCUUAGUGGGUGUGGGCGGUAGUGGCAAACAGAGUUUAUGUAAAUUAGCUUCAUUCACGUCAGGCUGUGAGGUGUUUGAGAUACAACUUAGUAGAGGAUAUAGUGAACAAUCAUUUAGAGAAGACUUAAAGGUUUUAUAUAAUAAACUCGGAACAGAAAAUAAGAAAAUGGUAUUCCUGUUUACAGAUCAGCAUGUUGCAGAAGAAGGGUUUUUGGAGAACAUCAAUAAUAUGUUGACAUCUGGUAUGGUACCAGCACUCUACCCAGAUGAUGAAAAAGAACAAAUUAUUGGAAAUAUCCGACAAGAGGCCAUGAAUGCUGGUGCUGGACACGCACGCGAGAGUAUCUGGCAAUAUUUUGUCACCAAAUGUUCCAACAAUUUACAUAUUGUAUUAGCUAUGUCACCUGUUGGAGAUGCCCUCAGGACACGCUGCAGAAACUUCCCCGGUAUGGUUAAUUGUGCAAACAUUGAUUGGUUUUUCCCAUGGCCAGAACAAGCCCUGUACGCUGUAGCUAGUGUCUUUAUUUCACCAGAUAAUCCCCUGAUAGCAGACGACAUGCGUGAUCAUGUUGUAGAACAUAUCGUCCUUGUACACAGCAGUGUCGGUGCUUACAGUAAGCAGUUUGCCCAGAGAUUGAGGAGAAGCAAUUACGUAACACCCAAAAAUUACCUUGACUUUAUAAACACAUACCUAAAACUUCUUCAAGAUAAAGAUAACUUCAAUCAAGCACAGUGUGACCGUCUGGCCGGAGGUUUACAGAAGAUUGCCGAGGCUAGUGAACAGCUUGCCAUUCUCAAUGAAAAGUUAGCUGUACAGAAAGUUGCUGUAACAGAGAAAACAGCUGCUUGUGAAGAGCUUCUUAAAGUAAUUGCCUCGGGUACCAAACGUGCUACAGAGAAGAAGAAGCUCGCUGAAGCUAAGGGAAAAGAAAUUGCAGAAUCCAGCAAAAUCAUUGAAGUGGAAAAGAAAGACGCAGAGGAAGCUCUAGCCGCUGCUCUUCCUGCUCUAGAAGCUGCCAGACUGGCUCUUGAUGACCUUGAUAAGUCUGAUGUCACUGAAAUUAGAUCUUUUGCCAAGCCCCCGAAAGCUGUACAGACAAUUUGUGAAUGUGUAGUCAUUCUGAGAGGUAUCCGUGAAGUUUCAUGGAAAUCAGCCAAAGCUAUGAUGGCUGAGGCUAACUUUUUGGCUGCUCUGAAAAAGAUGGAUGUUGACAGUAUAACACAAAAACAGACAGGAGCUACAAAAACAUUAUUAAAGGAGAUAGAUAUCAGUAUAGAUGAGAUGAAGGCAGUCAGUAGAGCAGGUGCUGGUCUCCUCAAGUUUGUUGAUGCCAUCCUUGGUUACUGUGCUGUUGCUAGGGAAAUCAAACCUAAGAGAGAAAAGGUGGCAAAACUUGAAAGAAAUUACUUCCAAGCCAAGCGUGAUUUGGAUAAGAUUACAAAUGAAGUAAACUCUCUAGAGAAAGAACUUGCAGAUUUGGGACUUAAAUACGAGGAGGCCAUGGCAGAACAAAAGAAGCUGUCUGAUGAAGCAGCCAUUAUGGAACGACGUUUAAUUGCUGCUGAUAAGUUGAUCUCGGGUCUAGGCUCUGAGAAUGUUAGAUGGAACAAUGACUUACAGCAGUUAAAGGGCCAGCGUGUAAGGUUGCUAGGUGACUGUCUGAUCGGCUCAGCUUUCCUCAGUUAUGUAGGAGCUUUCAGCUGGGAGUUCCGUAAUGACCUUGUCAAUCUUGAGUGGCUGAAAAAUCUCAAGGAAAAAGGAGUACCUCUCAGUGAUCCUUUUAAACUGGAAGAUCUGCUCACAAAUGAUGUGGAAAUCAGCAAAUGGACAUCAGAGAAUCUGCCACCAGAUGAGUUAUCUAUACAGAACGGAAUGUUGACCACUCGGGCAAGCAGGUUUCCUCUAUGUAUAGAUCCACAACAACAAGCAUUGAACUGGAUCAAGAAAAAGGAGGAGGCUAAUAAUCUCAAGGUGUGCACCUUCAAUGACCCAGAUUUCCUGAAGCAGCUAGAGUUGGCCAUCAAGUAUGGUUUCCCAUUCCUGUUUAAAGACGUAGAUGAGUACAUAGAUCCUGUAAUUGACAAUGUACUGGAGAAGAACAUUAAAGGUGGUCAAGGGCGUGAGUUUGUGAUCCUUGGAGACAAAGAGGUGGAUUAUGACCCCAACUUUCGUCUCUACUUGAACACAAAACUCGCCAACCCGAAAUACUCCCCCAAUGUGUUUGGUAAAUCUAUGGUCAUCAACUACACUGUGACAUUGAAGGGUUUAGAGGAUCAGUUAUUGAGUGUGAUAGUGAAGUUUGAGAGACGAGAGCUGGAGGAACAACGUGAAAGACUCAUCCAGGAGACCAGUAUGAACAAGAAACUUCUGAAAGACCUGGAAGAUUCUCUACUGAGAGAGUUAGCUCAGUCACAGGGAAACAUGUUGGAUAAUACUGAACUUAUUUCAACACUGGAGGAGACAAAAACAAAAGCCACUGAGGUGUCAGAGAAACUGAAGCUAGGAGCCAAAACAGCCUUAGAUAUUGAUAAACUGAGAGAUGGGUACCGUCCGGCAGCUAGGAGGGGAGCCAUUUUGUUUUUCGUGUUGGCAGAUCUGUCAUCUAUCAACAGCAUGUACCAGUACUCCCUGUCAUCAUACCUGGAGGUAUUUGAGUAUUCACUGAAGAAGAGUAUGCCAGAUACAAUCCUACAGAAACGAUUGAAGAAUAUAAUGGACACACUAACACAUAAUGUAUAUGAUUACGGCUGUACAGGUAUAUUUGAGAAGCAUAAGCUGUUAUUCUCCUUCCAAAUCUGUAUCAAACUGGAACAAGAUCUUCAGCAUGUACAACAAGACGAAGUGGACUUCUUUAUCAAGGGUAAUAUUGCAUUAGAGAAGAGUAAACGUAAGAAACCAUAUGCCUGGUUCCCAGAUGAGGGCUGGGAAGAUGCGAUACGAUUGGCUGAGGUGUUCCCAGAUAACUUUAGUUCCCUGCUUGAAGAUAUUGAAAAGAAUGAAAAGCCUUGGAAGAGGUGGUAUGAUCAUGACACACCAGAGUCUCAACCAUUCCCACUGAAAUAUCAGGACAGUCUACAAGGAUUCAAGCGCCUUAUGUUACUCCGAUGUUUCCGUGUUGAUCGUAUAUACAGGGCCAUCACAGAGUUUGUAACAAAAUGCAUGAGUGAGAAAUAUGUUACCCCACCCAUCAUCAGUUAUGAGGCUAUAUACGAGCAGAGUACCCCUAUGUCCCCUAUUGUGUUUAUUCUGAGUCCAGGAUCUGAUCCUGCCAGUGAUCUCAUGAAGCUGGCAGAGAGGAUUGAGUUUGGAAGCAACAAGAUUAAGUUCCUGUCUAUGGGUCAAGGUCAAGAAAAGGUUGCCCUACAACUAUUGGAGACAGCUAUAUCUCGUGGUCAGUGGCUGAUGUUACAGAACUGUCAUUUGUUGGUGAAAUGGUUGCGUGAUUUGGAGAAACAGCUGGAGAAACUUACCAAACCUCAUCCAGACUUCCGUCUCUGGCUCACUACAGAACCUAUACUUGCUUUCCCCAUUGGUAUAUUACAGAGAUCUCUUAAGGUUGUGACAGAACCUCCCAAUGGUUUAAAACUGAACUUGAGGAACACAUAUCACAAGAUUUCCAACACAGCCUUGACAGAAUGUCCACAUCAGGCUUUCCCAGCUCUCAUAUUUGUGCUGGCAUUCUUCCAUGCUGUUGUACAAGAGAGAAGGAAAUAUGGCAAGAUUGGCUGGAAUAUUCCAUAUGACUUUAAUGAAUCUGAUUUCUCAGUGUGUAUGGAGAUAUUGAAAACAUAUCUACAGAAAUCAUUUGACCUUGGAGAGGCUAAGAUACCUUGGAACAGCUUGAAGUACCUCAUCGGUGAGGUGAUGUAUGGAGGACGUGCUAUUGACAACUUUGAUCGUCGUAUAUUGAACACGUACAUGAGUGAAUACAUGGGAGACUUCAUUUUCGAUACAUUCCAACCAUUCCAUUUCUAUCACAAUGAAGAAGUAGAUUACAGGAUCCCAGAAGAUGGUCCACGAGACAACUAUACUGAUUUCAUAGAGGAGUUACCACUAGCGAACACACCUGAGGUGUUUGGUCUUCAUCCUAAUGCUGAGAUUGGGUAUUAUACCCAGGCUGCCAGAGAUAUGUGGCUACAUUUGGUGGAGCUACAACCACAGACAGGUGAGAGUUCAUCGGGCAUCAGUCGUGAAGAUUUCAUUGAAAAGAUUGCUACUGAUGUGGAAGGUAAGAUCCCGGAGCAGUUUGAAUUAGACAAGAUACGUAAGAAGUUUGGGCUAGAGAUUUCACCAACAACUGUCGUACUGUUGCAAGAACUUGAGAGAUGGAAUUUGCUUGUCAACAGAAUGAAACGAUCCCUUGUUACACUGAAGAGGGCUUUGGCUGGUGAGGUUGGUAUGUCAAGUGAGCUGGAUGAUGUAGCUAAGUCAUUGUUCAAUGGUCAAAUACCCUCUAUCUGGCGCAGACUCGCACCUGAGACUCUCAAAUCCCUCGGUAACUGGAUCAUCCACUUUGAAAAUAGAUAUAAACAGUACAAUGGCUGGGUCAAUGAGGGAGAGCCAGCUGUCAUGUGGUUGUCUGGUCUUCAUAUCCCAGAAUCCUACCUAACUGCUCUUGUGCAGGCUACCUGUAGGAAGAAUGGAUGGCCCCUGGACAAGUCUACCCUGUAUACCUCGGUCACAAAAUGGUCAAACCCAGAUGAUGUCACAGAAAAGGCACAUCAAGGAUGUUUUGUACAUGGCCUGUAUUUGGAGGGAGCAGGUUGGAAUCGUGAGGAAAUGUGUCUGAUAAAACAGAAACCUAAACAGUUGAUACAAGAGUUACCUAUCCUGAAGAUUAUACCAAUUGAGGCUCACAGGCUGAAACUUCAGAAUACAUUCCGUACACCGGUGUAUGUGACGUCACAGAGACGUAAUGCUAUGGGAGUAGGUCUAGUGUUUGAGGCUGACUUGGCCACCACUGAACAUAUCAGUCAUUGGGUGUUGCAGGGAGUCUGUCUUACACUAAAUACAGACUAAAAUGUUGAUCUUACACUAAAUACAGACUAAAAUGUGGAUCUUACACUAAAUACAGACUAAAAUGUGGAUCUUACACUAAAUACAGACUAAAAUGUGGAUCUUACACUAAAUACAGACUAAAAUGUGAAUCUUACACUAAAUACAGACUAUAAUGUGGAUUUACACCAAAUACAAACUGAACUUUGUGAUGUUAAAAAGAUAACAUUUAAAUAUCUAAACAAACGUUGCCAGCAUCAUCAACAUAUAAAAUCAACAUAAUGAGUAGAUAGAAGAACAAAGUAUAGAAAAAUAUAUAAAUCGUUUAUUAUUCAACCAUGAUUGUGAAUAUAUAAGAAUUGUUUGUGAGAACUUUAUUGUAUUGUCAAAUUUCAGUUUUGAUUCAAAAGAAUGAAAUUCCAUGAAAACUGUGCACUAUUAGAUACUUAAGUUGAUUUUUACAUUCCGUCCAUUGGAUCUCAGUGAAAAAAGAUAUGUGAUAAUUAUUAUACACAUUAUUUAUAAAGACAGUAUUUAUAAUUGUUUUUUUUUUUUUAAAGCGUUUUUUCAAUGUAUUAUUUAUUUUUGCCAAAAACAAAAACACAAUUGUUUUUAAAAAAGGUAAUAAAUUGUUAAAUGUAGGAAAAAUGUACCGAAAAAACUUUAAGACAAAGGGAAUGUUGUUGUUUUUUUUUUUCAACAUUCCAUGAAAAUCAUUUAUUUAUUAUAUGUAAAUUUUCUAUGUUAAAGCAAAUGUGAUACAGUUAUUCCGUCCAUAUAUAUUUUAUAUAUACAAUCUAAUGAACAUUCUGUUACAUUUUAAGAUCUCUUUUUUGUUUUGAAUCAGUAUUUAAUUGAUGAUGGUAUUUAUAUAUAUAUUAGAGAGUUUGCAAUUUAGGAGAGAAAUUGCAAUUAAGGGACAAAGAAAAAUAAUCUAUAGAAAAAAACAAACGGUUUUGUUCUUGUUGAACUAUUUAUUUUCAAGUUUUCCUUUUGUGAAGUAAAUUUGAAACAUCAAA
Molecule: messenger RNA, 15223 nt
Organism: Ruditapes philippinarum (Manila clam)
Lineage: Eukaryota; Metazoa; Mollusca; Bivalvia; Venerida; Veneridae
Product: dynein axonemal heavy chain 10-like
Exons: 72
Coding region: 261-14228 (4655 amino acids)
Biological process (GO): microtubule-based movement
Cellular component (GO): dynein complex
Molecular function (GO): dynein light intermediate chain binding; minus-end-directed microtubule motor activity; ATP binding
Source: RefSeq, a predicted model, not a curated record